ACACAAAGAGCCAGAGAAAAGAAAAGCACCUUUAUCAGCAGUAGCAUAAGCAGCACCGCCAUUAUUGAACCAUCAUCACUGUUGGUCAUUAAUGGUGAUGAUGACGACGAUGAUGAUGGAGGACUCAAACAACGCUCCUUGAGAUAAUUUGGACUAGUUGUGUUGGACUUGGAUGCUGCUGCAAUUGAUGCACUGAUGGGAAUCCACCUUGCAUUGUUUCUCUUUUUGGCUUCUCUUCAAGCAACUUUAAGUCAAGAUAUUGCACAUGGUUCUCUUCUAGUAGAUGGAGCUCAAGCAAAAGCUGAAACAGGUUUUAACUUUAUUUGUGCUACUAUUGAUUGGUGGCCUCAUGAUAAGUGUGACUACAACCAUUGCCCCUGGGGAUAUUCAUCUGUUGUAAAUUUGGACUUGACUCAUCCAUUCCUUUCCAAGGCAAUCCAAGCCCUCAAGCCUUUGAGGAUAAGACUUGGAGGUUCUUUGCAAGACCAGGUGCUGUAUGAGGUAGGAGAUUUGAAGUCUCCUUGUCAUCCAUUUCAAAAGAUGAAUGGUGGAUUGUUUGGAUUUUCAAAGGGAUGUUUACACAUGAAAAGGUGGGAUGAGCUGAAUCAUUUUUUCAAAGAGACAGGGGCCAUUGUCACAUUUGGCUUGAAUGCACUCCAUGGGAGGCACCAGAUUAGUCAUAAAGUUUGGGGAGGAGUCUGGGAUGCUACAAAUGCUUAUGAUUUUAUAAAAUACACUAUUUCAAAGGGAUACAAGAUCGAUUCAUGGGAACUUGGUAAUGAGUUGAGUGGUAGGGGCAUUGGUGCAAGUGUUGGUGUUGAACAGUAUGGGAAAGAUUUGAUAAACCUUAAACAAAUUCUAGAUACAUUAUACGAGAACUCCAAGUUCAAACCUUCACUUGUAGCACCUGGGGGAUUUUAUGAAAAGGAGUGGUAUGACAAGCUUCUUCAGGUUUCGGGUUCAGGCAUAAUCAAUGUUCUGACUCAUCAUUUAUAUAAUUUGGGCGCAGGUAGUAACGACCAUCUUGAAAAGAUGAUUCUAGAUCCUGGGCACUUAAGCAAGGUAGAAUCUAUUUUCAGCAAUCUUUCAGAAACCAUUCAAAAAUAUGGUCCUUGGUCUUCUGCAUGGGUAGGAGAAGCUGGUGGGGCAUACAACAGUGGUGGUCGAUAUGUUUCUAACACAUUUCUGAACAGCUUUUGGUACUUAGAUCAACUUGGAAUGGCAUCCAGCCACAGCACUAAAGUUUAUUGCAGGCAGACUUUAAUUGGAGGGAACUAUGGCCUUCUCAAUACAACCACUUUCGCCCCUAAUCCCGACUAUUACAGUGCACUUUUGUGGCAUCGGCUAAUGGGAAGGAGGGUACUUGGAGUUUCAAAUGAUAUUUCUUCACCCUUUUUACGCACUUAUGCUCAUUGUUCAAAAGACAGAGAGGGUAUAACAUUACUUCUGAUCAACUUAAGUAAUCAGACUCGUUUCAUACUCAAUGUUAAAAACCCUGCGACUUUAAGUGUUGAAAGUAAUGAAGUGGCCAAAAGCAUCCAUAAUGAAAGUUCAUUCUUUGACAAACUCAAGAAGACAUUUUCAUGGGUUGGAACAAAAGGAUCAGAGGUCACAUUCAGGGAGGAGUACCACUUAACUCCACAAGAUUAUUACCUUAGAAGCCAAACCAUGGUGCUGAAUGGUAUUCCUCUGGAGUUAACAAACGAAGGAGAUAUUCCAACAAUGGAUCCAGUUCGCAAUAAUAUAAAAUCUCCAAUAUACAUAUCCCCUUUAUCCAUUGCUUUUAUUGUAUUGCCAAACUUUGAUGCUCCAGCCUGUGAUAGACACCGAAAACUUUAGUACAAGGUUUUUAUAUAAUCUUGUAAACUAGGCACACUAGGACUGUGGAAUUGCAAGCUCAUGGUAAUUGUAAGUACUGAGCUGUUUGUUGUCUUUAUUGGAAAGUUGCAACAUUUGCAAUAAUUUUUAAUAUUGAAGAAACAUAUGAGUUGUUGUAUGUAUAUCAUCAACUUGUGAAUAAUUUGU
This is a messenger RNA of Gastrolobium bilobum, 2025 nucleotides long. Its product is annotated as heparanase-like protein 1. NCBI's taxonomy places the organism in Eukaryota, Viridiplantae, Streptophyta, Magnoliopsida, Fabales, Fabaceae. The transcript is spliced from 10 exons. Gene Ontology annotation, molecular function: beta-glucuronidase activity. Bases 196 to 1839 code for a protein of 547 amino acids. The record is from RefSeq and is a predicted model, not a curated record. Gene Ontology annotation, cellular component: plant-type cell wall; membrane.